Messenger RNA from Exophiala aquamarina CBS 119918, 1185 nucleotides. Its product is annotated as S-adenosylmethionine synthase. NCBI's taxonomy places the organism in Eukaryota, Fungi, Ascomycota, Eurotiomycetes, Chaetothyriales, Herpotrichiellaceae. Gene Ontology annotation, molecular function: methionine adenosyltransferase activity; ATP binding. Gene Ontology annotation, biological process: S-adenosylmethionine biosynthetic process. Bases 1 to 1185 code for a protein of 394 amino acids. The record is from RefSeq and is a predicted model, not a curated record. The transcript has 3 exons. Gene Ontology annotation, cellular component: cytosol.
AUGACCGGAGCUUCCAUCACCAACGGUGUCGCUAAGAGGAGCGACACCUUCCUCUUCACCUCCGAAUCUGUCGGUGAGGGACAUCCUGACAAGAUCGCUGACCAAGUCUCCGAUGCAAUCCUCGAUGCCUGCCUCAAGGAGGACCCUCUCUCCAAGGUUGCCUGUGAGACUGCUACCAAGACUGGCAUGAUCAUGGUCUUCGGUGAGAUCACUACCAAAGCCCGCCUCGACUACCAGAAGAUUAUCCGCCAAACCAUCAAGGAUAUUGGAUAUGAUCACUCCGACAAGGGUUUCGACUACAAGACCUGCAACGUCCUCGUGGCCAUUGAGGAACAAUCCCCAGACAUUGCCCAGGGUCUACAUUAUGAGGAGGCUCUCGAGAAACUUGGUGCCGGUGACCAGGGUAUCAUGUUCGGCUAUGCUACCGAUGAGACCCCCGAACUCCUCCCCCUUAGCAUCCAGCUCGCACACAAGCUCAACCUUGCUUUGAAAGAGGGCCGUAACAACGGUACCCUUCCCUGGUCGCGACCUGACACAAAGACGCAAGUCACCGUCGAGUAUGCUCACGAUGGUGGCGCUGUUGUUCCUCUUAGAGUCGACACUGUGGUUGUUUCCGCUCAACAUUCUGAAGAUAUCACUACCGAACAACUACGAAAGGAGGUCAUGGAGAAGGUCAUCAAGAAGGUCAUCCCCGCCAAGUAUCUCGAUGACCGAACUGUCUACCACAUUCAACCCUCUGGACUUUUCAUCAUCGGUGGUCCCCAGGGUGAUGCUGGUCUAACCGGCCGUAAGAUCAUCGUUGACACCUACGGUGGUUGGGGUGCACACGGUGGUGGUGCUUUCUCUGGCAAGGACUACAGCAAAGUUGAUCGAUCUGCUGCCUACCUUGCUCGAUGGAUUGCCAAAUCCUUAGUCAAGGCCAAACUCGCUCGUCGUGCUCUUGUUCAACUGUCAUAUGCUAUUGGUGUUGCUGAGCCUUUAUCUCUCUUCGUUGAGACCUAUGGAACCAGCGAUAAGACUAGCGCUGAGCUCGUUGAGAUCAUUCACAAGAACUUCGACCUCCGACCUGGUGUCAUCGUCAAGGAACUCAACCUUACCAACCCCAUCUAUUGCCGAACCGCCAAGAAUGGUCACUUCUCUGACCAGACCUUCCCUUGGGAACAACCCAAAGACUUGACCUUUUAA